GGAAACGCGCCGCUCGUGUCGCCAGCGCGCUGCAGAUCCAGGAAGCGGAACGAAUGAAGUUCAUUUCUCACAGCUGGUGAUGGCGGAUGCUGUCGAAAUAGAGACCAUGAAGAAUUAUAACAUAGCGUUUGAGAGGAUAGACCCGAGCAUAAGCCGCUAUCCCUACUGUAUUGUGUGGACGCCAAUCCCCGUGUUAUCGUGGCUGUUUCCGUUCAUUGGCCACAUGGGCAUCUGCACCUCCACUGGAGUGAUCCGUGAUUUUGCAGGUCCAUACUUUGUUUCAGAGGAUAACAUGGCAUUUGGAAGACCGACAAAGUACUGGAUGUUGGAUGUAAGUAAAGUGUAUGCCGGUGGAAAUAAUGCGUGGGAUACAGCAGUUCACAACGCAUCAGAAGAGUACAAACAGAGAAUGCACAACCUUUGUUGUGACAACUGUCACUCGCAUGUUGCCAUGGCACUGAACCUGAUGCGCUAUGACAACAGCACCUCGUGGAAUAUGGUGAACCUCUGCCUGCUCUCGCUUAUUCACGGCAAACACGUCAGUUGCAUAGGCUUCUUGAAGACCUGGCUUCCUUUCUGCAUCUUGACCAGUGUCAUCCUGGCUGUGACUCUGUCUCUAAACCUGCGAUGACCCAGCGGGGUCACACAGAGGCGAACGGGCUCGGCGCCCAUCGGAGACCCGUCACUCCAGCUCAAGCGGGACUCCGGUCAACGUCAACUUGAAGUCCAGCUCUUCAGAGCGUCGAGGAGCUCCACAUCAAAAAUCAAACGCUAGACCUCUUUGUCGUAGGGUAGAGACAGCAAAUACACCAUGGCUUCAACGUCUUGUGGUGAUGUACGAAACGCUAUUCUCAAAACCUGUCUUCCAAAGGCAUGACUUUGGUGUCUCUCUCGAGGGUUAUGGUGCUCUUUUAUCGUUUGGUUAGAUUUUGAUCUCCAAACUAUAACUGCUGUUUAGGAAAUGUAACACUAUAACGUAUAUAUAUUUUAAAUAUAACUUGAAUAUGAAUUUCUAAUGAUGCUGUGUUCUUUCAGAGAACAUGGUUUAUUGCAGAAACAAUGCAUUAUAUAUUGAGAUAUUCUGGAAGAUGGAUUUCCUUUUAAAAUUCUUACUAUGAAUACAAAAGCUAAUUUAAAUGAACACUUUUAAUAUUUAAUUUAAUUUGAGAGUACCCUUUUAGUCGUUUUAUUGGCAAGGCUAACCAUCAACAUAAAUAGCUUUUAAUAUUGUAGCUUGGCAUGCUUAAAGUGUAAUUGUUUUUAUACUAAAAUCUAAUUACUCAUGCAGAUUAGCAUUCAAAAAUGGCUAGUUAAUGAAUAAGCAAAUCACAGUUGCAUUAUGUAUUCAAAAGCAUUCUUUGCACUGCCUGGCCAGCUGUUAUUAUAUUGCAUAAUUUGUUGUUAUUGUAUUAAUUUACUACUAUUAUAUUGCAUAAACCAUUAUGAAAUUGCAUUAUCAAGUAACUUAGUCAAAUGUAACACAUUCAGAAGUGUAAAAUGUAGACUAGGAUUUGAUUUUAUCCAUCGGGAAUUGAUUUAAUCAGACCAGACAUGAAUGCAAACGCUUGAAAUUUCAGUGGCCUUGGUGACUUUAGCCAAAUGAUUGAGAUAAUUUGAGGAAAGGUUACGAUGACGGACGUUUAGUUUUCUAACAUGCACUAAUAAAUCAUGCACAGUAAGACCAGGAAUGAAGGAACGUAAAAGAAUUCAUAAUGUUGCCUUUAAUAAAUCUUUGUUGUCCUGAAAAUCACUUGAUUCACAUUGCAGGGGUUUUGGAUGUUCUGUUUGAAAGCUUUACUCUUUCAAUCAUGAACUAUUAAAUGAUAUAUUUAAUGCUUCCGAUGUUUAUUUUCACAAGAAAUAUCAAACGUAUUUUGUUAUAUUGACUAUUGACUUGGUGUAAUGGCACAGUAUGCCUAGUCUAACAAUCAUAUCGCAUGUAAAAAUGAUAACAUGAUUUAUGUUCAGUAUUUGGAAGAUGCUUAUCAAAACAAAUGCAGUGUCAGGUUGUUUUUUCACCCCCAAAUCAAAAAGAAUAAAUUACAGCAUUGUUUUGUUUAAAGAAAAUGAAGCCUGUUUUAUAUUAUCUUUUGCAUGUGACAUUAUUCAUGGCAAUUAAGCACAUUUCCUACUAUAAGAAAAAUAUUUAUUAAGUUAUUAUACACUGUAAAAAAAAAAAAAAAAAAAUCACAUUGCAGCAGUGGCUGCCAAACAAAAAACUUAAAAUUAAUGUAAAAUGUCAUAAUUGAAACAAGAAAGAAAAAAAGAGUAAAAUAACAGUGUUUUUCUGUAAAACCUUUAAUGAAAACUUCAGUAAAAUUAUUGCUUUAGCACUUUAUUUUAGAGCUGCAAAAAGAUUAGUCACGAUUAAUCAAUACAAAAUAAACUAUUAUGUGCGCAUACUAUAUGUGUGUGUACUGUGUAUUUAUUAUGUGUAUAUAUAUAUAUAUUAUAAAUAUUAUAAUAAAUACACUUGUAAAUAUUUAAUAUAUACAUGAAUGUGUUUGUAUUUAUAUAUACAUAAUAAUUACACACAGUACACAAGUACACACACAUGUAUUAGGCAAACUCAAACUUUUAUUUUGUAUGCAAUUAAUUGUUUGACAGCCCUAAUAAAAAUAUUUUACAUAAAAAUCUAUUUUUUGUAACUUAUUAUAUACAUGCAUGUGUGUAUUUAUAUAUACAUAAUAAAUAUUCAGUACACACACAUAUAGAAUUGCAAACAAACCUUUAUUUUGAAUUGAUUAAUCACAACUAAUCGUUUUGCAGCUCUGUUUUUUUUUUUUUUUCGAUAUUUUAUAUAUGUAAGAUUUUUCUUUUUUAAUUUUACAUUUUUAUUUGACCGUUUCUUAUGAGAUUUUUUUUAAAUAGUGUAUUAAUAUUAUCAUAUUAAUUGUAUUUAUACAUCACGGUAGUAAUUGUAGUACUGCUUUAUUAAUGUUAUUUUAAUACAGUAUUUUUUUAAUGCAGCAACAGUAGAAACUAUAUUAAAGUAAGAAAAAGAAACAUUUUUUAAUUGUCAUGGAAAGCUUAAUUAUCCUAGUAACAGGCUUUGUUUUCUGAAUCCAAAAUACAUUUCCUUCUGAUUUAGGGUGUUUGGCCUGUUUUUGUAAAAUUCACUUAUACAUCUGAAUUGGUCUAUUAGUGUAUAAUUAGGAAGAAAAUUUAUCCUGAGGCCAAAAUGGGCCAUAAACACUAUAUUAUUUUUAUAGUAAAAAAAAUAAAAACCUGUAUUAGAGUAGUGACAUUAAAAUCAAUGUUUUAAUUAUAAUGAAAAACUUAAUACAUCCUAAUAAUAGGCUUUAUUUUCUUUACGCAAGAUUUAUUUUUGCUUGCUUCUGAUUUGGGUGUAAGUGUUUCGUUCGUACAUCUGAAUGGAUCCGUUUGGUGUGUAAUCAGGAAGAAAAACAAUCCCAGAGUCAAUCUGGGUGAAAUCGAACCUUUAUUACUGUAAUCCAGAGCACAGAAAUCCUGUUUGCUUUUCUCCGCUGUAUUCAUGAACUGAGCGUUUCGUUUCAAACGCCGAUCGAAUCCUGCCGUAAUCCUAGACUGUGAUCUGAACACCAAACCCGUUUCCAUGGCUCCUGUGUGAUCAAAUCCCCUCUUUGUUUCGGGUCAAAGAGAAAAAUCACUGAACUCCCCUCCUUACCUAUUGCUCUCUUCUCACAUUUUUUUCUUUUCUUUUUCCUUCUCACACUCUCUCGAUCUUUGGAAGUAUUGCCAAAAGCAGCAGGUAGCCCAGUGUGUUUUGUGCUGGUGGAGUGUCUUCAGACGGGCCGGGGUGUGUGUGUGAGAGAGGAGUGGCCCCUGCUGGUCCCGGCUAGAGCUGAUCACAUUAGAGAGUCUGUGUGAAGUGUGACGUUCUUACUGACGGCUUUCCUGUCUUCAAAGACGUGAACUAGUGGAUCAGAAGCACGUUUGACUGUUCAGGUCAUCACAGCAGCCCAGCGGUUUCCAUUUCCUGUCUGUAAUCUCUGAAAGCUCAUGGCAUUCCACAGCUUUAUACUUUUAGAAAACAGUCAUUCAUUCACUGAGGUCUUUCUGUGGUUACUGAAUGUGACCCGGGACCACAGAACCAGUCAUUUUUGAAACUGAGAUCUAUACAUCAUUUGAAAGCUGAAUAAAUGAGCUUUCCAUUGAUGUAUGGUUUGUUACAUCUAUCUAGUUUGAUACAACUAUCUGAAAAUCUGGGAUCUGAGGGUACAAAAUAAAUCACCUUUUAUGAUUUAAAAUAAAUCAGUUGUCCAAAUAAAGUUUUUAGCAAUGCAUUUUACUAAUCAAAAAUUAAGUUUUGAUAUAUUUAGGAUAGGAAAUUUACAAAAUAUCUUCAUGGAACAUGAUGUUUACUUAAUAUCCUAAUAAUUUUUGGCGUAAAAGAAAAAUCGAUAAUUUUGACCCAUACAAUGUACUGUUGGCUAUUGUUACAAAUAUACCCGUGCUACUUAAGACUGGUUUUGUGGUCCAGGGUCACAUAUGUUAAAUGUUAAAAUUCAAAUGCUGCUUUCCAAAGAUAGGGUACAAGAUGGGGCCUGAGAAAUUAGUAGAUAUUUAAUUCUAUUUUUAUUUAUUUAUUUAUUUAUUUUUAUGAAGCCAUGUUCACAUAAUUUGGUUCAGGUCUAAUUGUUUAGAAGCUGUUGUUUGUGUGAUGAUUUUUAUUUUUUUUUAUUUGAUUUGAUUUGAUUUGAUUUGAUUUGAUUUGAUUUUACUUUGCAGCUUUGUUAACAUAAUUUGAUCCAGGUCUAAAUGUUUACAAGCUGUUGUUUGUGUAAUGAUUUUAUUUUUAUUUAUUUUAUUUAUUUAUUUUUUGCAACCAUGUUAACAUAAUUUGGUCCAGGUCUAAAAGUUUACAAGCUUUAGUUUGUGUGAUAUUAUUAUUAUUAUUAUUAUUAUUAUUAUUAUUUUAUUUUCAUUUAUUAGUUAUUUUUUUAAUUCAAUUAAAUGUUAAUGUUAUAAUUUGUAACAAGCUUGCAAAUUUGGCAAGCCAGUGCUUAUUACUUAGAAAAUUAUUAUAAUUGCAUUGUAGUUAUUUUUUGAUUGUAGUUUUCUCACAAAAUAACUAUAACUAACAGGGUUGAAAGCUGAGUUUGGCCAGUUUAGUCAACACCAAAUUAUUUGUAAACAUUAACCACAUUGAA
Messenger RNA from Labeo rohita (rohu), 5135 nucleotides. It is a transcript of the gene tmem222b, whose product is annotated as transmembrane protein 222b. Lineage: Eukaryota; Metazoa; Chordata; Actinopteri; Cypriniformes; Cyprinidae. The transcript is spliced from 6 exons. The record is from RefSeq and is a predicted model, not a curated record. The coding region runs from base 80 to 631 and encodes 183 amino acids.